AUGGCCAGACUCAGUGCUGACACCAGAGAUAUUCCAAUAGGAGGCAGUGUGACUCUGACCUGCUCAGUGACGCCAUCAUCUGGAUGGAAAUACUACUGGUACAGAGAUGAGAAGUCCUCUGAACCUCUGACCACACAACAUGCUGGUUUCUAUUCAAAUGGACAAAUGAGAGUCUCACAGGAAGGACUGUACUGGUGCAGAGGAGGAAGAGGAGACCCAGUUUACUACACAGAGUACAGUGAUUCAGUCAGGAUCAAUGAAAACGUUCCAAACAAGGUGACUGUGACUCUCCAACCCAACUGGCCUCAGAUCUACAGAGGAGAGGAGAUUACUCUCAGAUGUGAGAUCCAUGGAGGAGACAGUGAGUGGGAGUAUGAAUGGAGAUCUACCAGUUCAUACAAGCCUCCAAAUCUAAAUGAGUUCAGGAUUAAAUCUGAUUCUUCACUCCACACUGGAGACUACAAGUGUAAAGGUAGAAUGAAAAGUGAACAACAGUCUUCAACAGAGUGGAGUGAUUCCUUCAGAUUGACUGUAUUCAUCAGUAAACAACCUGUCCUCUCUGUGUCUCCAUCAUGGCUGAGUCCUGGAGCCUCAGUAACUCUGAGCUGUGAGGUUGAACAUCCAUCUGCAGGAUGGAGGUUUUACUGGUAUAAAGCUGUUCCUGAUCUAUCAUAUCAGUAUCUAUACAAAAACGAUGAGCUGCUUCCUGGUAGCAUCAAUGGAACUGAACAAGAUUCCUACAUCAUUGAUGGACAGACACACACAGCAGGAUAUGUGUGUAGAGCUGGAAGAGGAGAGCCAGUAUUUUACACUGAUUACAGUGAUCUUCAGUUCGUCUGGUCUGGAGGUCAGUUUACAGUGAAUCCUGACAGAGUGCAGCACUUCACCUCUGACUCUGUCUCUCUGAGCUGUGAGGGAAACUCUACUGAGUGGAGAGUGAGGAGGUUUACUGAUGAUGGCGUCCUGUCACACUGUUCUACCUGGGGGACAAUGACUGGAUCAACAUAUGAAGGUCUGAUGUAUGAACAGGUUCUCUUCCAUAAGAAAGGUAAAGCCAAGAGAGACAAAGGUCCAUUAAGAGAGCACAACAACACACUCAUCCAAAAUGAUACCAGAGAGGAGCUGAUCAUCUCUGCAGUAUCAAAGUCAGAUGAAGGCUUCUACAAGUGUGAACAUUCAGGAAAACAAGCACCACAGAGUUGGAUGGCUGUUAAAUUAGCUGCUCCAGGAGCUCAAAGUUCUUCUUUCCCUGUUCCUCUGAUUGCUGGACUUCUUUGUGGGGUCAUACUCAUCGUCCUCCUGCUCUUGUUGUAUCGAUGCAGACCACGGCCCAAGGAUUCAUGCUUUCACAGGUCGACUCCAGUCAGACAGAAUGAAACCCUGAACAACACAUAUCCCCCCCAGGGUGAUGCUGACAUCUAUGACAUGAUCAAACACAAUACUGCAAAUGACGGAGAAGAUGUUACCUACACUUUCAUUAAACUCAAAAACAUUGGAAAGAAGCGGACGCAUCGUAAACCAGAGGACAGGGUUGUUUAUGCUGACGUGUAUACAAAAGGAGCAGAGAAGAAGCAGAAACCAGAGGAGAGCUGUGUUUACUCUGCUGUGAAGACUGGAUCAUCUCCAGAUGACGGUCUGAUGUAUGAACAGGUUCUCUUCCAUAAGAAAGGUAAAGCCAAGAGAGACAAAGGACAAUCAGCUCCCGCAGCAGCUGAUGAAACAUUUUAUUCUGAAAUCAAACCAGGAACAUCUCAUGCAGCAUCCAGGCCUGAGAGCCCUCAUUUUCCUGUGCCACUGAUUAUUGGGUUGGUUUGUGGAGUAAUACUUUUAAUUCUCCCGCUGCUGUUGUGCUGCUACAGGAAGUCAAAAGGUAAGACUAUUUAAAAUGUAAUUACUUAAAUAAAUUAUUACUUAACUUUUCUCUUUGAGGAGCAUACAUCACAAUCAACUGAUUUGUUACUUCAAAUGAGCCUCAAUCUAACAGUUUAUAGAGACUGGGUGGACAGCUGAAAAAAAGAAGUCAGUGAUGAAACCUAGUGACUAGACUCCACUGGUUCCACAGUCAAGCCUGUGAGAAAACUAUCCUCAUUUGAUGGUAUGUGUUAUUAUGGUUGGAGGAUUGCAACAUAAAGUGGACACAUUAUUACAAAAAUUAAAACUUUAUUCUGUGAAUUUCAUUGACACACUACAGAUGACAAAAAAAAAAUACAAGAAAAAUACACUUGCACUGCCUUGUCAAGGCCACUAGGGUGCAGUGAGGUAAAACUAUCUGUACUUGAAGAGUUUCCAUCAUAUUAAGGUGUACUGUGUCCUCUGGUUUUCUGUCAAACCUUCCAAAAAUGCAAAUAUUUAAAGUGAUUCUACACAAACUACGGGUAAAGUCACACAGUCUAGGACCCAAAAACACAGAAACCUGAUCAUUAAGCUGCCAAAGAUGACUAUGAUUAUGAGGAAUUAGUGAGUCGCAGGAUGUCGCAAACUCUUUGACUGACCUAAACAUAUUUCGUGUGUUCAUUUCUGUUUAUGAACCAGGGAUGAGUCAUGUUCACUCCGAUGUGAUCACUGAAUCACCUGCAGGUAUGAGGUUAAGCACAACUCUUGUUCCCACACAAAUGCUUUAGUUUACAUUUUAGUUUCUUAGAUAAAAUCUAUACGUGAAGAAUUUUAAAUGAAUCAUCUCUCCAUUCUCAGGAAACCCAUCUGCCACUUUCAUGGAGGAAACGGUUUAUUCUGAUGUCAAAGCAUAGGAACAGCUCUUGGUAAUAAUUCUGGGAAAGCAAUUAUCUGUUAAAUAAUCCUUUAUCUGAGUUGUCUUUUACUUUUCAUUUUGUAAUGAAUGGUUUCUUUUGGAUUUCUGAGACUUGGCUCCUAAUGUAAAUAAAACAGCUUUCGUGUCA
Mugil cephalus (flathead mullet) is the source of this 2897-nucleotide messenger RNA. RefSeq lists its product as uncharacterized. The transcript is spliced from 17 exons. Bases 1 to 1884 code for a protein of 627 amino acids. Lineage: Eukaryota; Metazoa; Chordata; Actinopteri; Mugiliformes; Mugilidae. Gene Ontology annotation, molecular function: transmembrane signaling receptor activity. Gene Ontology annotation, biological process: cell surface receptor signaling pathway. The record is from RefSeq and is a predicted model, not a curated record.